AUGUCUCGUUGGAAGCAGCCAGCUGCAUUUACCCACGAUGACGUUCUGCCAAACACAGCCAGCCCACCAGCCGGUAUCCCCCCGCCAACCAGCCAGCCAACCAGCCUGUAUCCCCCCAGCCAGCCCCCCAGCCGGUAUCCCCCCAGCCAGCCCCCCAGCCGGUAUCCCCCAGCCAGCCCCCCAGCCGGUAUCCCCCCAGCCAGCCCCCCGCCAGUAUUCCCCCCAGCCAGCCCCCCAGCCAGUAUCCCCCCAGCCAGCCCCCCCAGCCGGUAUCCCCACAGCCAGCCCCCCAGCCGGUAUCCCCCCAGCCAGCCCCCUAGCCAGUAUCCCCACAGCCAGCCAACCAGCCUGUAUCCCCCCAGCCGGUAUCCCCCCCAGCCCCGGUAUCCCCCCAGCCAGCCCCCCAGCCAGUAUUCCCCCCAGCCAGCCCACCAGCCAGUAUCCCCCCAGCCAGCCCCCCAGCCGGUAUCCCCACAGCCAGCCAACCAGCCUGUAUCCCCCAGCCGGUAUCCUCCCAGCCAGCCCCCUAGCCGGUAUCCUCCCAGCCAGCCCCCUAGCCGGUAUCCCCCAGCCAGCCCCCCAGCCAGUAUCCCCCAGCCAGCCCCUAGCCGGGUAUUCCCACAGCCAGCCCCUAGCGUUCCCCAGCUAGCCGGUAUCCCCCCAGCCAGCCCCCCAGCCGGCAGUAUCCCCCCAGCCAGCCACCCAGCCAGUAUUCCCACCAGCCGGUAUCCCCCCAGCCAGCCCCCCAGCCGGUAUCCCCCAGCCAGCCCCCCAGCCGGUAUCCCCCCCAGCCAGCCCCCUAGCCGGUAUCCCCCCAGCCAGCCACCCAGCCGGUAUCCCCCCAGCCAGCCCCCCAGCUGGUAUCCCCCCAGCCAGCCACCCAGCCGGUAUCCCCCCAGCCAGCCCCCAGCCGGUAUCCCACCCAGCCAGUAUUCCCCCCAGCCAGCCCACCAACCAGUAUCCCCCCCAGCCAGCCCCCUAGCCGGUAUCCCCCCAGCCAGCCCCCCAGCCGGUAUCCCCCCAGCCAGCCCCCCAGCCGGUAUCCCCCAGCCAGCCCCCCUAGCCGGUAUCCCCCAGCCAGCCCCCCAGCCGGUAUCCCCGAGCCAGCCCCCCAGCCGGUAUCCCCCAGCCAGCCCCCCAGCCAGUAUUCCCCCAGCCAGCCCCCCCAGCCAGUAUCCCCCCCAGCCAGCCCCCCCAGCCGGUAUCCCCACAGCCAGCCCCCCAGCCGCCAGCCCCCAGCCAGUAUUCCCCCCAGCCAGCCCACCAGCCAGUAUCCCCCCAGCCAGCCCCCCCAGCCGGUAUCCCCACAGCCAGCCAACCAGCCUGUAUCCCCCAGCCGGUAUCCUCCCAGCCAGCCCCCCUAGCCGGUAUCCUCCCAGCCAGCCCCCUAGCCGGUAUCCCCCCAGCCAGCCCCCCAGCCAGUAUCCCCCAGCCAGCCCCCUAGCCGGUAUUCCCACAGCCAGCCCCCUAGCCGGUAUCCCCCCAGCCAGCCCCCUAGCCGCCAGCCCCCCAGCCGGUAUCCCCCCACCCAGCCCCCUAGCCGGUAUCCCCCCAGCCAGCCACCCAGCCGGUAUCCCCCAGCCAGCCCCCCAGCUGGUAUCCCCCCCAGCCAGCCACCCAGCCGGUAUCCCCCAGCCAGCCCCCCAGCCGACCCAGCCAGUAUUCCCCCAGCCAGCCCACCAACCAGUAUCCCCCAGCCAGCCCCUAGCCGGUAUCCCCCAGCCAGCCCCCCAGCCGGUAUCCCCCCAGCCAGCCCCCCAGCCGGUAUCCCCCCAGCCAGCCCCUAGCCGGUAUCCCCCAGCCAGCCCCCUAGCCGGUAUCCCCCAGCCAGCCCCCCAGCCGGUAUCCACCCCAGCCAGCCACCCAGCCAGUAUUCCCACCAGCCAGUAUCCCCACAGCCAGCCCCCCCAGCCUGUAUCCCCCCAGCCAGCCCCACCAGCCGGUUUCCCCCAGCCAGCCUCCCAGCCUGUUUCCCCCAGCCAGCCCCCCAGCCUGUAUCCCCACAGCCAGCCCACCAGCCUUUAUCUCCACAGCCAGCCAGACUUGGACAGAGCAUCACAAGAGUCUCAGUAA
This is a messenger RNA of Salmo salar (Atlantic salmon), 2073 nucleotides long. The record is from RefSeq and is a predicted model, not a curated record. NCBI's taxonomy places the organism in Eukaryota, Metazoa, Chordata, Actinopteri, Salmoniformes, Salmonidae.